AUGGCCUCAUCAGCUGGGCAGGGGAGCUGGGAGCGUUGCAAGAGUGGAGCCCGGGAGUUGGAGCGGUCAAUUGAGGGUGGCAUUGCGGAGUUGAGUAAGAUGUCGGGGAGCGGAGAAAAAAGGGGUUCUACUGGAAUGGCAUUGGACGAUCAAGUGGAAAUCGUCACGACGUUGAUGGGUUCUACGGAAAGACAGUUGCGGCAAUUGCAAGAGGUCGUUGAUGAGAUGGGCGAAGCAGCGAAGGAGAAGUCGAGAUAUGCGUUAGUUCAACGCCACAGGGGAAUUCUAACGAGCAGCGAUGAUGAGAAGGAGGUUGUUGUUGCUUUUGAGUAG
Messenger RNA from Perkinsus marinus ATCC 50983, 333 nucleotides. RefSeq lists its product as hypothetical. Lineage: Eukaryota; Perkinsozoa; Perkinsida; Perkinsidae. The record is from RefSeq and is a predicted model, not a curated record. Bases 1 to 333 code for a protein of 110 amino acids. The transcript is spliced from 4 exons.